AUGGCGGAGGGUGAUAAUCGCAGCACCAACCUGCUGGCUGCAGAGACAGCAAGUCUCGAAGAACAACUGCAAGGAUGGGGAGAGGUGAUGCUGAUGGCCGACAAGGUCCUCCGAUGGCAAAGAGCCUGGUUUCCACCUGCAAUCAUGGGCGUGGUUUCUUUGGUAUUUCUGACGAUCUACUAUCUAGAUCCAUCUGUUCUGUCCGGUGUUUCCUGUUUCGUUAUGUUUUUGUGCUUGGCUGACUACCUUGUUCCCAUCCUAGCACCUAGAAUCUUUGGCUCCAAUAAAUGGACCACUGAGCAACAGCAAAGAUUCCAUGAAAUUUGCAGCAAUCUCGUGAAGACUCGCCGCAGAACUGUGGGCUGGUGGAAACGCCUCUUUACACUGAAGGAAGAAAAGCCUAAAAUGUACUUCAUGACCAUGAUCCUUUCUCUUGCUGCGGUUGCCUGGGUGGGACAGCAAGUCCACAACCUUUUUCUCACCUACCUGAUUGUAACUUUCGCACUGUUGCUUCCUGGACUAAACCAACAUGGAAUCAUUUCUAAGUACAUUGGAAUGGCCAAGAGGGAAAUUAACAAGCUUCUCAAACACAAAGAAAAGAAGAAUGAGUAA
Molecule: messenger RNA, 612 nt
Organism: Chrysochloris asiatica (Cape golden mole)
Lineage: Eukaryota; Metazoa; Chordata; Mammalia; Afrosoricida; Chrysochloridae
Product: ADP-ribosylation factor-like protein 6-interacting protein 1-like
Exons: 6
Coding region: 1-612 (203 amino acids)
Source: RefSeq, a predicted model, not a curated record